AUGACUGUCGAAAUUCAGAAUGGCGUGAAAGACGUCCGGUCUGCGCUGCCUUUGGUUCAGAAGCUGUCCAAGGACCAUGAUUUGGUGCUGAAGACCUUCCGUCUGCUAAUCGCAGACCUUUGCCAGCAGUUCAAUGGCGGACAUCCUGGUGGCGCCAUCGGCAUGGCUGCAAUCGGUGUGUCCCUAUGGAAAUAUGUGAUGCGAUAUGCACCUCACUCCCCAGGCUUCUUUAAUCGGGAUCGCUUCGUUCUAUCAAAUGGUCAUACCUGCCUGUUUCAAUACUCGUUCCUCCAUCUUACCGGUUACAAGGCCAUGACCUUCGAGCAACUCAAGUCAUACCACUCCGAUCGUGUUGACGCACUCUGUCCUGGACAUCCAGAAAUUGAACACGAAGGAAUAGAGGUCACUACAGGGCCUCUAGGUCAAGGUAUUGCCAACGCCGUGGGAUUGGCUAUGGCGACUAAGAACCUCGCCGCUACCUACAAUCGUCCCGGAUUCGAUGUGGUCAACAACCACACCUGGUGUAUGAUUGGUGAUGCUUGCCUUCAGGAGGGCGUUGGGCUUGAGGCCAUCUCACUCGCGGGACACUUCCGUCUGAACAACCUUACGGUGAUUUACGAUAACAACCAGAUCACUUGCGAUGGAUCCGUCGACCUGACCAACACCGAGGAUGUUAAUGCCAAGAUGCGUGCUUGCGGUUGGAAUGUGAUUGAGGUCUCUGAUGGAUGCUUUGAUAUUGAGGGUAUCGUUGCUGCUUUGGAACAAGCUCGCGCCUCCACGGAGAAGCCGACUUUCAUCAACAUAAAGACUGUGAUCGGCUUGGAUAGCAGUGUCGCUGGCACAGCCGUUGCCCAUGGUGCUGCCUUUGGUGCCAAGAGCAUUGUUGAUAUGAAGACUGCUUAUGGCUUCAACCCGGAAGAACACUUCGUUAUCGGCGAAAGUGUCCGUCGUUUCUUCCAAGGACUUCCCGAGCGCGGAGAGCAGUGGGUCCAGGAAUGGGAUCAGCUUGUGCGCGAGUAUACGAGCAAGUAUCCUGAGCUUGGUGCCAACUUCCAAUCUCGCGUUCGUGGUGAACUCCCAGUCAAUUGGCAAGACCACAUCCCCACAAGCUUCCCUGACAAGCCCACCGCCACUCGAGCCGCCUCUGGAAUGGUAUUCAAUCCAGUCGCCAAAGAGGUGAACUCUUUUAUGGUCGGCACAGCAGACCUCUCGCCUUCAGUCAACAUGAUCUGGCCUGGCAAGGUAGAUUUCCAGCAUCCCGACCUCCGUACGACGUGCGGCAUCAACGGUGAUUAUGCAGGUCGUUACAUCCACUACGGUGUGCGCGAGCAUGCAAUGGCUGCCAUUUCCAAUGGCUUGGCAGCCUAUUCCCCCAACACGAUCAUUCCGGUGACCUCGACGUUCUUCAUGUUCUACCUAUAUGCUGCUCCUGCUGUCCGGAUGGGCGCACUCCAACACCUCCAAAUCAUCCAUGUCGCCACUCACGACUCGAUUGGCAUGGGCGAAGAUGGUCCGACCCACCAACCGAUUGAGCUGGCUAAUCUAUACCGCGCAAUGCCGAAUCUGCUAUACAUCCGUCCCGGUGACAGUGAAGAAACAGCCGGUGCAUGGAUCGCUGCCAUUGGUGCCAAGAACACCCCCAGCAUCAUUUCCACCUCCCGCCAAACUCUGCCUCAGCUCGCAGAAACCCGUCGCGAGAGCGUUGCACUCGGCGCAUACGUCUUGUCGGAAGCCGAAUCAGCUACCGUGACUCUGAUUGGUGUCGGAGCCGAGCUCUCGUUUGCAUUGCAGGUUGCUGAUCAACUGAAGGCACAGAGGGGCAUCAUUGCUCGCGUUGUCAGCUUCCCAUGCCAGCGAUUGUUCGAGAGACAAUCAUUGAAGUACAAGCGUGACACAUUAAAACGACACCGUGGCAUUCCCGCUGUUGUGAUUGAGCCCUACGCCCCCAACGGAUGGGAGCGGUACGCGGAUGCGGGUAUCUGUGUGACACGCUUCGGUCACAGUCUCCCGGGCAAGGCUGCGUACAAAUUCUUUGGUUUUGAGACUGACACCUUGACCAGUAAGGUUGCCAACUAUUUGGAGCAGAUCUCGAAAGACGAGUUCCUUCGCGGCGAGUUUGUCGAACUAUGA
Penicillium brevicompactum is the source of this 2130-nucleotide messenger RNA. RefSeq names its product transketolase family protein. Gene Ontology annotation, cellular component: cytosol. Gene Ontology annotation, biological process: pentose-phosphate shunt. The transcript is spliced from 4 exons. Lineage: Eukaryota; Fungi; Ascomycota; Eurotiomycetes; Eurotiales; Aspergillaceae. The record is from RefSeq and is a predicted model, not a curated record. Gene Ontology annotation, molecular function: transketolase activity. Bases 1 to 2130 code for a protein of 709 amino acids.